This is a messenger RNA of Diospyros lotus (date-plum), 891 nucleotides long. RefSeq names its product amino acid transporter AVT1I-like. The coding region runs from base 1 to 891 and encodes 296 amino acids. Gene Ontology annotation, cellular component: plasma membrane. The record is from RefSeq and is a predicted model, not a curated record. The transcript is spliced from 4 exons. Lineage: Eukaryota; Viridiplantae; Streptophyta; Magnoliopsida; Ericales; Ebenaceae.
AUGGAGAGGAAGGCGCUGAAUCAAGUUAUAUUUGUGGGUUUCUUCUUGCUGAUCAGUAGAGCAUGGGCAGAAGACUUUCUGACAAAUGUACCGAAGUUGGAAAUGUUUGUCGAUGAUCUUCCUGAUAUGCCAAGAUCGAAACCCUUCAAUCCCGGCAUAUCAGGAAGAUCGUCAACAAACAUUUCCAACUUCGUUACAUUUAUCAGACUGUCUUCUGCCCAAGCCAAUUGCCAUAUUGCCGACGGGGUGUUGGCCUAUGUGGCUCUGGUUGGCUGUGUUGCCUGGGUUGGUGCUGCUGAUGGUGUGGGAUUUCAUGAGAAUGGGGUCCUCUGGAAAUGGACUGGGCUGCCUACUGCCAUAAGCAUGUACGCCUUUUGCUACGGUGGCCAUGCUGUUUUGCCCACUCUCCCCAACUCCAUGAGGGAAAGAAGCCAAUUCCCGCAGGUUUUGUGCAUUUGCUUCCUAGUAAGCACCAUCACUUAUGGAUCAACGGUGGUUAUUGGAUACCUAAUGUAUGGGCAAGAUUUGAUGUCUCAAGUGACACUAAACCUUCCAGUCAACAAUCGUAACCCAAAAAUAGCAAUCUAUACCACACUAAUCAAUCCAAUAACAAAGUAUGCUCUAAUUGUUUCGCCCAUUGCCACAGCCCUUGAAGAGAGACUUCCGCUCCAAAACAGCAGAUUGAUCAGCUUGCUCCUCAAAACAGGCUUGGUGAUCAGCACUGUUGUGGUGGCACUAGCAGUCCCUUUUUCCGGCUAUGUCAUAACUUCUCAGAGUUUUGGGGCCGAAUUGAUGCUUAUUGGGGCAAUCAUAGUGAUGGGAGCUUCUGUGGUUGUACUAGGUUCAUACACUUUAGUGAGACAAAUUGUUGAACACCUGCAUAGAGUUUGA